Molecule: messenger RNA, 3265 nt
Organism: Gopherus flavomarginatus (Mexican gopher tortoise)
Lineage: Eukaryota; Metazoa; Chordata; Testudines; Testudinidae
Gene: SYT8
Product: synaptotagmin 8
Exons: 8
Coding region: 14-1204 (396 amino acids)
Biological process (GO): synaptic vesicle endocytosis; cellular response to calcium ion; calcium ion-regulated exocytosis of neurotransmitter
Cellular component (GO): dense core granule; axon; synaptic vesicle membrane
Molecular function (GO): clathrin binding; phosphatidylserine binding; calcium ion binding
Source: RefSeq, a predicted model, not a curated record
CCCACACCUACUCAUGGUUAACAAAAUGAGUUCAAACAGCACUACUGCCCCUAGUGCCCUCACUACGACUGCUGCUCUGACUACUGCCAAGCCUGGCUUCAUCGAUGGCAUUAUUAACAAAAUACCUUUACCCAAAUGGGCUCUCAUCGCCAUCGCAGUCGCGGCAGGCCUUCUCCUCAUCCUCUUCCUCAUCUGCAUCAUCAAGUGCUGCUGUUGCAAGAAGAAGCACAAGAAGAAGGAGAAACUCAACUUGCAAAACAUCAAUGGCUCCACCACUGCCAGUCUGGUCCAGCCAGACAUGGAAGAUUUGGAGUCCGGACUGGAGAACGACAAGCGAGGAAGGCUGCAGUAUUCCCUGGAGUAUAACUUCCGUAGCCAGGAGAUGAAGGUUGGAGUGAAGCAGGCAGCAGAUUUAAAGGCCAUGGACAGUGGGGGGACCUCUGACCCAUAUGUUAUUGUCUAUUUAACAUCUGAUAUGAGGAAGAAGUAUGAAAGCAAGGUUUACAGGAAGACACUGAACCCUGUCUUCAAUGAGACCUUCACCUUCCAGAUUCCCCAGGCGGAGAUGUCUGAGUCCACUCUGGUGAUGCAGAUCUAUGACUUCAACCGCUUUGCCAAACACGACAUCAUCGGCGAGGUCCGGCUGCCUCUGGGCGACUUCGAUCUGCAGCACGUGAUUGAGGAGUGGCAAGAGCUCACCGCUGCCAGUAAGAUGGAGCAAGAGCGCCUUGGGGAGAUAUGUUUCUCACUCCGAUACAUCCCCAGCACCAGUAAGCUCACUGUGGUGAUCUUGGAAGCCAAGAAGCUCAAGAGGAUGGACUCAAGUGGAUUAUCAGACCCCUUCGUCAAAGUGCAGCUUAUCUUGAACAAGAAGAAAUGGAAGAAGAAGAAGACAGGUGUGAAGAAGAGCACUUUAAGCCCCUACUUCAAUGAGGCAUUUAAUUUUGAGGUGCCUUUCAACCAGAUCCAGAACAUUGACUUGGUGAUUUCAGUCUGGGAUCAUGACAAGGUGACCAAGAACCAACAGAUUGGCAAGCUGUUCCUGGGCUGCAGAGCCACCGGCAACCAGCUGCGCCACUGGUCAGACAUGCUGGCCAAUCCCCGCCGACCCAUCGCCCAGUGGCACAGCCUGCAGCCGGUAGAAGAAGUGGACAAUGCCCUGCGGCUCAAAUCCCACUUCAAGCUGCCUCUGCCUGGCAAAUAAAGGGAGGUUUCUAUCUCUCUCUCCACUUGGGAUCAUAAGGAACCUGAGACAAUGGGUGUGCUUGGAUGGAUGGUCUGGAGUGCCAAGGAAAGGCAAGAAGUGCCUGGCCUGGGAGAGUUGGGAGAAUUUUGCUAUGAAGAAUCUGUAUCAAUUAGAUUUGUAGCCAAAAUAUAAGUGAGCAAGAACCAAGUUCCCCAGCCAUGUUGGGAGCUGGUCACUCAUGCAUAUGGCACCUUAGGGUAAUGACAAGAGCUUUGAGAGCACCAGAACCUACAAUCCAUCCCCAGCAUAACUAUCCUCUUCGAGCCAGUGGAGGGAACUGCAUGGAACAAGUCUCUGUGCUAAAUUUUGGGGUUGAGAGUUGAUGCAGAGACAUGUGUGCCCAAGGCAGAGUGGGUUGGGAUCUGGAAACAGCCUGGCCUCGCGUGAGGAGGGGGAUACUGGCAAUGUACGGACAAAUGGAGUGGGUUAUUUCCACAGUGUCUAGGAGAGAGAAAUACAUGCGACUGAAAAUAAUGCAAUGAUGACACUUCCUUUGACACAAACCUGCACAAUAGCAGCAACACGGUUCAAUGGACUGGCACGGAUGGAUGGGCUGCUUCUUACUGGAAGGAGCCAGGUGGGAAGAUCAUCCAUAAUCACAUUUUAUUCAGGGGGAGAGCAUUCCUAGAUGGAAAGACAUGAUGUUAAGGAGUCUGGUCCUCAAACUAAGGGGCAGAAGGACAGACUUGCAGUCAAGGCAUUGGAGACCUGGGUUAAAUUCUCUGCUCUGCUACAGGCUUCCAGUGGACUUUAGGCAUGUCCCCUAGUCUCUCAAUGGGAAUACUAGGGCUGCCCUACCUCCUAGGCGUGGGGUGGGGCACCCACUUUGACACAAAGGUCAUGGGGCUAUGUACCUAGUUAGACAGACCUCCUGCGAGGAUCCCGUCCUCAGUUCUAGGAGCCACUUCACAGCCAGUGAGCUUGGUGUGUGUUGGUUACAGUGUGCUCUCCCUACCUGGCCUGAUGCUGCUGCUGUAUUUAACAUGGAUUAACUCCCCUUGAUUGCAGCAUAUAGACACUGACAGGCUCCUCUAGUACUUCUGAGCUUUUCUCUUCGUGAGAGUGAGAAGCCUGCUCUCUGUGGGAGUGCAGUGGGGCGCUCCCAACACUCUGUGGCAUAUUGCUUAGCACUGGGCUAUUCAGUCUAUAGCCCUGAGUGAAGAAUGUGGCUGAGGGCUGCUUCAAUGCUGUACACAAGCUUCAUUAUUGCUGUGGUGUGGUGGACUGUGUGGACCAGGAAGGUUGGGGUCUUGGUGGGAAAUACUGAGAGGUUGGGCAGGGAAAAGCCUCCCUCAAAACAUGCUGGGAAGUGGGUUCCCUCCCAUGGUAGCCUCUGCUUAAAACAAAAAACAGCUGUUUAGGCUGACAGAACAGCACUGGCUGGGAUUCCCUGCCCACACCUGAGACCUCCUGUGUUGCUGGUCCUUCAGGACAGAAUAGUCCCACUCCAUAGAAUCUUAGAGUUGAAAGGGACCUGAGGAGAUCAUCUAGUCCAGCCCCUUGGUCAAAGCAGGACCAAUCCUCAAAUGGCCCCCUCAAGGAUUGAACUCACAACUCUGGGCUUAGCAGGCCAAUGCUCAAACCACUGAGUUUGCCUGCCUGCCUCCCCCCCUGAAUGAGGAAAGACACCUGGAUCAGCUCAGGCUAGAAAGAAAACUGCUAAGGGUGCCGUGCUGCGUCCUUGGGGACAUAUCUCUCCUGGUCCUUGAGUUUGCAUUUCAAGGGGCCAUUCAUUCUGGGGAUUUUUAAGGGGUUCUUUGUUUUAGAUUGAGACCACCGGUGAGUUUUACCCUGAUGCCACGGGACACCUCUGUCUGCCUUUGCCAGCCAGGUCUUCUAACUGAGAGAAGAUAGAAUUGGCCAGGUGUCAAACCGCCAGGGGCAGCUUCAGACCCCAGCACGCCAAGCGCGUGCUUGGGACAGCAAGCCAUGGGAGGCGCUCUGCUGGCGCCACGCAGGCUGCCUUCAGUGGCUUGCCUGCGGAGGGUCCGCUGGUCCCGCGGCUUUGGUGGACCUCCC